This is a messenger RNA of Manihot esculenta (cassava), 2933 nucleotides long. Its product is annotated as ABC transporter B family member 25, mitochondrial. Gene Ontology annotation, biological process: intracellular iron ion homeostasis; transmembrane transport. The transcript is spliced from 19 exons. Gene Ontology annotation, molecular function: ABC-type transporter activity; ATP binding; ATP hydrolysis activity. Gene Ontology annotation, cellular component: mitochondrial inner membrane. Bases 143 to 2386 code for a protein of 747 amino acids. The record is from RefSeq and is a predicted model, not a curated record. Lineage: Eukaryota; Viridiplantae; Streptophyta; Magnoliopsida; Malpighiales; Euphorbiaceae.
AUAAACUCCCGUUUGUUUAAAGCAGUCGUCGACGUAUCCCAGGCCCAAUCUCAGUCGUACCAUCACCGCUGACCGCCGCCCAUAUCGAUUUGGAAGUGGAUAACCGGUGCUGUUAUUUUGUUAACGAAUUCGAGAACCGAGAAUGUUGGGGGCAUCCAAAUGGCUCAGGUUUAGUGCUGGGGAGCUAAUCUUACGCAAUUGCUCUUACAAGAAACCACUCCUCUUAGCCACCUGCUUCUGUUCUCCUCCUGCCCAUGAAUGUCUUCUUCUCCAGAGGAGCAUAAGCAGCAGCAGUAGUGGUAUCUGUGGUUCCUACUCUACUUACCUUCCAUGGAAGAAUCCGAGAAGCAGAACAAGCUCUACUGGAUCUCUCAAUGUCAAAAAUUUCCUCUCCGAUUCUGGGUUUUUCUCUGCCCCUUCCAAGCCACCGAGUGCAAUGCUAAAUGGGCGCGUAUUGUUCUCGAGCUCUGCUCCUAGUAAGCCUAAUGGUAAUCAGGACCAUGGAGGUAAAUCAUCGAUUACUACUGCUAAAUCAGAGGAGAAACAAGUUGCAGACAUGAAAAUUCUUCGUACGCUUGUUAGUUUCUUGUGGAUGAAAGAUAACUACGAAUUUCGCUUAAGGGUCAUCACAGCUCUUGCCUUUCUUGUGGGUGCCAAGGUCUUGAAUGUUCAGGUCCCUUUUCUGUUUAAGCUUGCUGUUGAUUGGUUGACCACUGCUACUGGGAAUGCUUCUGCCCUUGCUUCCUUCACUACUGCUAAUUCUACUCUUAUUGCUCUCUUUACAACCCCUGCAUCUGUUCUCAUUGGUUAUGGCAUUGCCCGCUGUGGGGCGUCUGCUUUCAAUGAACUGAGGACUGCCGUGUUCUCUAAGGUUGCUCUGCGAACAAUCCGUCAGGUUUCUAGAAAGGUGUUUUCACAUUUGCAUGACUUGGACCUCAGAUUUCAUCUCAGUCGAGAGACUGGUGCACUAAAUAGAAUAAUUGAUCGUGGUAGCCGAGGAAUAAAUUUUAUUCUCUCAUCGAUGGUAUUCAAUGUUGUACCAACUAUCAUAGAGAUAUCUAUGGUAUCAGGUAUUUUGGCAUACAAGUUUGGAGCUCCUUUUGCUUGGAUUACUUCUCUUUCAGUUGCUGCAUAUGUUGCUUUCACAUUGUCUGUGACUAAGUGGCGGACAAAGUUUAGGAAGGCCAUGAAUAAAGCCGACAAUGAUGCCAGUACAAGGGCAAUUGAUUCUCUAAUCAAUUAUGAGACUGUCAAAUAUUUCAACAAUGAAGCUUUUGAAGCUGACAAAUAUGACGAGUUCUUAAAGAGGUAUGAAGGUGCAGCAUUGAAAACACAACGAAGUCUUGCUUUUCUGAAUUUCGGCCAAAAUGUGAUAUUCAGCACAGCUUUAUCAAUAGCUAUGGUGUUGUGUUCCCAUGGGAUUGUGAAUGGCCAGAUGACAGUUGGUGAUUUGGUUAUGGUGAAUGGGCUUCUAUUCCAGCUAUCUCUGCCCCUCAAUUUCCUUGGCAGUGUUUAUCGUGAGACCAUACAGAGUCUUGUUGACAUGAAGUCAAUGUUUCAACUACUUGAGGAGAGAGCUGAUAUUAGAGAUAAAGAUGAUUCAAAGCCUCUCAAGUUGAAUGGGGGUAGCAUUCAGUUUGAGAAUGUGCACUUUAGUUACUUGGUGGAAAGAAAGAUUCUCGAUGGCAUAUCUUUUGUUGUACCAGCUGGCAAAAGCGUGGCUAUUGUUGGCACAAGUGGCAGCGGCAAGUCGACUAUUCUUAGAUUGCUAUUCAGAUUUUUUGACACCCAUUCAGGAAGUAUAAAAAUUGAUGGUCAAGAUAUACGAAAUGUAACAGUGGAUAGUCUGAGAAGGUCUAUUGGUGUUGUACCACAAGAUACAGUACUAUUCAAUGAUACAAUAUUUCACAACAUUCAUUAUGGUCGUCUUUCAGCAACAGAGGAGGAAGUGUAUGAUGCUGCUCGACGUGCUGCAAUCCAUGACGCUAUCUUGAAUUUCCCUGAGAGAUAUUCUACUGUGGUGGGGGAACGAGGGCUCAAGUUAAGUGGUGGUGAAAAGCAACGUGUUGCGCUGGCUCGUGCAUUUUUGAAAGCACCUCCUAUUCUGCUAUGUGAUGAAGCUACAAGUGCACUCGACAGCACAACAGAAGCAGAGAUAUUAAGUGCAUUGAAGUCAUUAGCCAAUAAUCGAACAUCAAUUUUUAUUGCUCAUAGGCUUACAACUGCAAUGCAGUGUGAUGAGAUAAUAGUUCUGGAGAAUGGGAAGGUUGUUGAGCAGGGACCCCAUGAAGUUCUAUUGACCAGGGCAGGAAGAUAUGCACAGUUAUGGGCACAGCAAAAUAAUACGGUGGAUGCCAUUGAUGCAGCUAUUAAAUUGGAGGCGUAAGUGUUAUCUUCCUCUCUGAUCAACCCUUUUAUGGCACCAGUGCCAUAAAAAGAUAAUGUUGUCUCAGCCUUUUAUUUUGGUGCGCAAGCCCAUGAAGUGGGAUUUAGGCAGUAGGCACCGGAAAACUAGAUGGGUGCCUUUUACGGGGUUGCAUCCCCAUAAUAGAGUCCAAACGGGCAACAUUUAUCAUACCUUGGAAGAAAAGAAGCAACAGAAUGCUACAUAAGAAGAAAUUUGGAACAGAAUGGUGAGAUGCACAUAAGCUCCACAGCUUGAUCAAUAGCAUACAUCAAAAAAACUUCAGAUCAAAUUUUAUGUCCCAUGUCUUUUUUCUGGUCCUUUGGUUGGAUGCCAAUGACGCUGGAGACCGAUGAGAUGAAUUUAUUUCUCAUCAUUGUUAUAUAGUGUAUAUCUAAUAACUUAUAAAUUUUGUAUACAAAAUGAUUAGACGUUCUAGAGUGCGAGUAAUUCCAUAUAUGCUGACUUUAGCUUUUGUGCGUGGUUCUAUAUAUUGAUUUCUUAAUAAGAGCUAGUUUCUUUCACAGUA